Molecule: messenger RNA, 329 nt
Organism: Cladocopium goreaui
Lineage: Eukaryota; Dinophyceae; Suessiales; Symbiodiniaceae
Source: the annotation of a GenBank genome assembly
GAACGCUCUUCCUGUCCUUCGCUUUGCUCUUCGCAGUGCUUUACGUGAUCGCGGGCUUCGCCACAAUGACCAUCGGCCGCGAUCAGUUGGUGAAAGAGUUGGGGCUGGCAGCGCAUUUCGAGAACAUCCCCGCGUCCAUGUUCACUGCGUUUAGAUGUUUCUCUGGUGAGUGCUUUGCAGAGUCAGGACAGCCGAUUGCUGCGGUUCUGGCACAUAGUCAUGGCACUGCCUUUGUGAUGUGCUAUACUGCCAGCUACAUUUUUGUUUCCCUAGGCGGGGUCCCCGCGGUCGGGCUCGUGACGGAAAAAACGUCGACGACCAGGGACUAG